CCAAAGAAAGAGGAACUGACAACACGGAGAGAAGACAAAUAACUAUUAGAGACGAUUUCAGGAUCCGAGACUGUAAAGAUGAGAAGAUUUCUCCUGCUGCUCCUCUCACUGAUGACGACAGGGAGUCAGGCCUCACAUGAAGUCAAGGGAUGUCUGGGAGGAUGGGUCGACUUCACCUGCCCAUAUCCCAACACACAGCAAGGUUUUCAAAAUAUUAAUGUAAUCAAUAAAACCAAAACCGUCAUAAGAAGUACUAAAAAAGAUGAGUGGGAAGUCAAAGACAGAGUUUCCAUGUACCGUGACACAAAGAAUAAAAAACUGAGAGUGAUCAUCAAAGACCUUCAGGACAAAGACGCCGGAGAGUGGAAGUGCAUGUUUGGACGUACUGAGUCUGUGUCUGUCGACAUUAAACUGAACAGGAAAGCUGUUGCAGAUAAAGAUGUUUGCCGGGAACCAUUUGAUCAAACUGCCUACAAAACAGCUCAGACCACCAUCACAUGUGAAGACCCUGAAGCUGAUUACUGGUCCAAAGCCAUGUUUUUCUGCAAAGACAGAAACUCCGACUGUGAGGAUAUCACAGAAAAAGCAAAUGAUACAGACAACUUCCUCAUCAUGUCCAUCAGAAAUGUGUCGCCACAGCAUCACAAUGGGAUCUACUGGUGUGGACUCACAUCAGGUGAUGGAAGUUACCGAGCUGGACUCAGACAAAUACGACUAAAGGUUGCAGAUAUCAUUAACUUCCAAAGGUCUCCAAAAGUUGGAGACACUUUUGAAUACUUUUGUAAAUAUUCAGAAAAAGAAAAAGAAUCAGUGAAAUUCAUCUGUAAGGGAGAAGAUCCUUCUAUAUGCCAUCCUCUAAUAAACACCACACGGGAGAACAUCAGUACUGGAAGGUUUUCCAUGACGGUGGAUCAACAGAAGAGAAAUAUCACCAUAACAUUGUUGAAAGUAAAACAGGAGGACUCUGGGACGUACUGGUGUGGAGAUCUAAGCACUGAUGGAACUCACAGGUUCUUUCACAGGAUGGUGCUGACUGCAGUAACAUCGACCCCAUCUACUGAGAGUCCUGGUAAGAGAGCAGAUGUGUUCGUGUAUGUCAUUGCUGUGAUCGUCUGUGCUGUUGUGCUGCUGCUGUUCGUGCUCAUUUCGAUCGUUACCUACAAACGGUUGUCCCUUUCAAAAAGAACAAGACAUGGAGCAGCAGCCCAGAACACCAAAGAGGAUUACAUCUACGAGGAGAUACAGGAACGCGUCACAAAUCCAGACUCACGACAUGCAACCAAAACAGUUUAUGCCACGGUCGACUUUCCCAAGAACUCGUCCCCCUCGCUGCAUUACUCUGCCAUCAGUUUCCAGCAGAGCUCUGGAGGUGAGGGACUGACCCUCAAACCCAGCUCCUCCGCCUGUGAAUACUCGUCUGUGAAGCAGAGCCCAAGUGCUGCCAAUCAAGCGUCCAGACCUUCAGAGGAACCUUUCUACUCCACGGUCAACAAGAAUCAGUGAGGACGAAUCGAAGAGUUUGUCUGAAGGAAUAAGGAAUAAGGAAAUCUUGCAGAGAGAUUAGGUGGAAAGGUUCAGCGUGGACAAAGAAGAAACCAUUUUGAUCUGGAACGAUAAAUAAAAAAGAAUCUUCAGGUCUCUGUAGCGGGAAACAGCCGAUGCACUCAUUAAUUUAAAACACCUACAAUCACAUUUUUUUUAGCUGCUGGAAACCGAGGCCUUACCAAGCAGAAACCUCUGGUGUUGAAAAAUGAAGUUGAUGCUGAAGUGUAAACUCCUGCAGUUCCUCGAGUGUCCACUAGAGGCUG
Labrus bergylta (ballan wrasse) is the source of this 1808-nucleotide messenger RNA. The record is from RefSeq and is a predicted model, not a curated record. Lineage: Eukaryota; Metazoa; Chordata; Actinopteri; Labriformes; Labridae.